CAACAGGAAGGGAAACGCAACAUAACUCGACAUUCACAAUUCUGUGAGGAAUGACAACAUGCAUCCCCAUUGCUGAUGCUUGGCCCCAUAUAGGUUUGCCUUGUAUCCCUACUAACGCGCACUUUUUAAUCCGGCAGAGCAAUAAGAAGCAGCGACGCUGCUUUUGUUCUCUGCUGGUUGUCGCAAACCAGGUCAAGUUUGUUGAUAGCCCUGCGGAAACACAUACGCCUCAAUCCAUCCAUACGAUCUUUCAUCACAUCCAUCUCCGCUCCCGAAGCAAUGCCAUGAUAGAGACAUAAGUAUACAAAAGAACACCGUUUACUGAGGACUCGGAACAACCGCAACACUAUGGCUCCGGUUCAAGGAUACAUGACCUCCUACUCCCCUCGUCUCCGCCAGUAUGCAAACGCUCUCCUCACCCCAUCCAUUCCUCCCUCGCAAGGUGUACUUGGAGCGCGCACGACCAAACGUGGUACCAUCGCUGUAAACUAUGCGGAGGAUGGAUAUGACGAUGAUGACUUUGACGAUAGUGAGGGACCUCGACGACCGACUGGAUUAAGGAGUUUGAGGAGGGAGGAGCUGAACCCUGACAGAGGGCCAGCGGGGGAGAAGCUGGGGAAGGAGAUAUUCCAGCCCGUCGAUAUGCAGCCGAAUUUCAGGGAAUGGGUGGUUAAGAAGGUGUUGAAGCCGGCGAGGAAGAAGCAACUAAGCACACAAGCACAACUCCCAUUAACCCUAGUACCCAUCCGCAUCGAUCUUGAAGUGCCUGCGUAUCAACCGGCAGAACCGUUUCCAUUGCCGCGAAACUAUCUGGAACUGGGUAUCAACCCUGCCUCUCCAGCCUACCGCAAACCAGAGCCAGCCCCUCCAUAUCGAAUUAAAGAUACUUUUCUCUGGAAUCUACACGAAGCACUCACGACACCCGAAGAAUUCGCUACGGCUAUGGUGCGUGAUCUAGAUCUACCAAACCCGCAAGCAAUGACCGUAGCGAUCUCUAGCCAGCUCCGCCAGCAACUUGAAGAGUAUGCCGGUGUCGCACUGCAUCCGCUGUUCCAAAGCUCACAGCAAACCAUCACAAACCCCGGGGCACCCUCCUCAAGAGGCGUUUCUGCAACACCUGGUGCUACGAACGCUGCAACUCCAGCAUCCCUAGUCGAUACAGGCCCCAGAAAGGGCAACGUGCUGGUAUCCUCCCAGCAACUCUCCAUGGGCGAUAACGAGCUAAAUCCCGACGACGCCUACCGCUGCGUCGUGAAUCUAAACAUCAAUCUACACAACAGACUCUACACAGAUAAAUUCGAAUGGUCACUACUGCACUCGCAAGGACUGGCUGAGGAAUUCGCGCGCGUCACAUGUGCAGAUUUAGGCUUAGGUCCCGAAUGGGUCAGCGCCGUGGCGCAUGGGAUCUAUGAGGCCGUGUUGAAGUUGAAGAAGGAAGUAUGUGAGAGCGGCGGGCUGAUUAGCGGCCUGGGCGGGUAUGGAAAUGAGAUUGACAACCAGGCUGCGAAUGGUCAGGAGGCCGGAUGGCGGUAUGAUCCCGACGGACUGGGGGAUGAAUGGGAGCCGAAGGUGGAGACGUUAUCGAAGGAGGAGAUUGAGAAAAGGGAAGGGGAUCGGGAGAGGCAGAUUCGCCGGUUACGGAGGGAGACAGCAAGGUUUUCGUCAACGAGUGGGAUUGUGCCUGAGUUGACGAGGCAGCAGAGUUCGUCUGGCGGUGGAUAUUUCGAUAUUCCAGAUGAGGGAAUGGGGAGGGGGGAGAGGAGUAAGAAGAAGCGUCGGUUUCGGAGUCUUAGUCCGCUUGGGGGAAGGAGUGGCACGCCUGGUGGUGGUGGGAGGGGCACACCCGAUACUGGGGCCGGAGCUGGAUAUGGUGGUGGGGGAGGAACGCUUAGUGACUGGGAGAGACAAACGUGGCGCUGUGCUAAUUGCUCCGUCUGGGGCACGGCGGUUUGGGCUGUUAGAGAUGGACCAGCCGGGCCAAGGACAUUAUGCCACAACUGCGGCCUACUCUAUGAACGCGAUAAACGGAUACCAGCAUGGUCCACGGCACUGCAUCGCAUUGAUAUACCAGCGGGGCGUUGA
This is a messenger RNA of Histoplasma capsulatum G186AR, 2082 nucleotides long. RefSeq lists its product as uncharacterized. Lineage: Eukaryota; Fungi; Ascomycota; Eurotiomycetes; Onygenales; Ajellomycetaceae. Gene Ontology annotation, biological process: chromatin remodeling; regulation of transcription by RNA polymerase II. Gene Ontology annotation, cellular component: nuclear chromosome; nucleus; RSC-type complex. Bases 349 to 2082 code for a protein of 577 amino acids. The record is from RefSeq and is a predicted model, not a curated record. Gene Ontology annotation, molecular function: transcription coregulator activity; zinc ion binding. The transcript is spliced from 4 exons.